This is a messenger RNA of Cannabis sativa, 1470 nucleotides long. RefSeq lists its product as uncharacterized. The coding region runs from base 350 to 1153 and encodes 267 amino acids. The record is from RefSeq and is a predicted model, not a curated record. Lineage: Eukaryota; Viridiplantae; Streptophyta; Magnoliopsida; Rosales; Cannabaceae. The transcript is spliced from 10 exons. Gene Ontology annotation, molecular function: GTPase activity.
UAUUUAUUAUUAUAUUAAUAUUUAUCUAAAAUAUCAUAGGGGAUUCGGAAAAAGAAAAUUAAUAUCAGAGGGCAAAGGGGCCGAAGGGCGCUAUAUUUAAUAUUGAAAUCGCUGUGUGUUUGUUAGUCGACGAUCGAGGUCUGAGUCGUGGCUCCUCCUUAACCUUUUCCUUCUGAUCAUCCUCUUCUUCAAUGUGUAUGGUAUGGCCUACUCUGACAUCCUGAAUUUGUUGUUUGCGGUUGGGGUUUGGUGUUUUGCCUAUAUUGCUGCUGCAGUUCUUGAAUCUCUUCGAAUCUUCAAUUUUCUCUGCCCAACUUGAUUUGGUUAUUGAGGGCUGUUUGAAGGUGUCAUGGGGUAUGCUCAGCUUGUAAUUGGUCCUGCAGGAAGUGGAAAGUCAACAUAUUGUUCUAGUCUUUACCGACAUUGCGAAGCUGUUGGGAGGAGUAUACAUAUUAUAAAUCUUGAUCCUGCUGCAGAAAACUUUGAUUACCCUGUGGCCUUUGAUAUUAGAGAACUGAUUUCAUUGGAAGAUGUUAUGGAGGAACUUGGCUUAGGUCCCAAUGGUGGCCUUAUGUACUGCAUGGAACAUCUCGAAGAAAAUUUGGAUGAUUGGUUAACAGAAGAAUUGGAAAAUUACUUGGAUGAUGAGUAUCUAGUUUUUGACUGUCCAGGUCAGAUAGAACUUUUUUCGCAUGUUCCUGUGCUUCGGAAUUUUGUGGACCAUUUGAAAAGUAGAAACUACAAUGUUUGUGGAGUAUAUUUGCUUGAUUCACAGUUUAUGACAGAUGUGACUAAGUUCAUUAGUGGGUGCAUGGCAUCUCUCUCUGCAAUGGUCCAGCUUGAGUUACCCCAUGUUAAUAUUCUCUCCAAAAUGGAUCUUGUCUCAAACAAAAAGGAUAUUGACGAUUUUUUGGAACCAGAGCCUCAGUUUUUGUUGUCAGAGUUAAAUCAAAGGAUGGGUCCUCAAUUCGCAAAGCUGAAUAAAGCUUUGAUUGAACUGGUUGACGAGUAUAGCAUGGUGAGCUUUAUACCACUGGAUUUGAGGAAGGAGAGCAGUAUAAAGUAUGUGUUGGCUCAAAUUGACACAUGCAUACAAUUUGGAGAAGACGCAGAUGUGAAGAUCAAGGACUUUGAUCCAGAAGAUGAUGACUAAGAAGGAUGUGUUGUUGGGUUGAAAGCUUUUUGGUAUUAUGGAGUAUAAGGAGAGAUGUACUGAUUUAUGAUGAUUUUUAGAGGUUCUUUUAUAACUUGGAAAGAAUGCUCGAAACAGAGUUUGUGGAUUUUGAGAAAUGAAAUGAAAAUAGUUUCUCUUUGAAAUCUUUCAUUUGACAAGUACAUUUAUGUCGGAUUUGUUACGUGGAAGAGUUGAUAUUUAUUUUUUAUAUAGUGAUGUGAGGUUAUUAUAUAUGUAGCUAUUAAUCAUUAGCACUUUAUAUGGCUGAUUUUUCAAAGGAAUACUUCUUUUCUUAA